AUGUCGCAGAGCGAAGGACAAGGAAUGGAGUCCGACCAAAUACAGACUACGGAGCCUCGCGCUACAGUAGUCAUGCCUCUUUACAUUUAUCCUUUGAGCGAUGAGACGUGGCGACCCCUGUAUGAUUCGUCCGGUCCCAGGCGGGGCGGGGUGCUUGUCUUGUCUUGCCUUGUCUUGCCUUGUCUUGCCUUGUCUUGCCUCGCAUCGCAUCAUCUCUUCAUCAUCAUCUUCAUCCAAAUUACCAUCAGCCUCCAUCCAAGUUCUAACCAUUCUCGUCCGGGCUAUAGGAUCACGGCCCACCCGGCCGUCGACUUUCUUGUGGUAGUGAAUCCAAACAGUGGGCCCGGUGACAAGCCCUUACCAGGCCACGACUACGAACGGGAAGUUCCUAAGCUGAAUGCUCUGCCCAAUGUGUACACAGUGGGCUACAUCCGCAUCGACUAUUGUCGCAAGCCGCUGCACGAUGUCUGCGAAGAGAUUGAUCGGUAUGCUGGCUGGGCUGAAGACUUCGACCAGAGGGGUCUGGGUGUGAAGGGCAUCUUCGUGGACGAGACUCCCAACCACUAUUCGGCCGGCCGGGCCCUCUAUUUGGAAGCUGUCCAUAAGCACAUUCGGGCCACGCCGGGUAUCUUGGAGAAGCAAUUGAUUCUCCACAACCCAGGUACACCCCCCGACGCUGGGCUGGCAGAUCCUGGCCCGGACGUGAUCUUCACCUCUGAAGAACCAUACGAACGGUACCGAGGCGAUGAGGUCCAGAAACGACUCAGAGAGUAUCCUUACGAGCAUGCUAGAUCUGCAUUCAUGAUCUCUGCCGUGCCAAAGGACGAGAUCCAGACGGCGGUCCGCGACCUACGCAAGCGGGGUCGCUGGGUGUUUGCCACAGAUCUGGUCGACGACUUCUACGAGAGCUUUGGGGAGAGCUGGAACGACUUCAUUGCCGCAAUGGAACCCGACGCAGAGUAGCAACAUGCAUGCAUGCACCUAGGUG
Messenger RNA from Aaosphaeria arxii CBS 175.79, 988 nucleotides. RefSeq lists its product as uncharacterized. Lineage: Eukaryota; Fungi; Ascomycota; Dothideomycetes; Pleosporales. The record is from RefSeq and is a predicted model, not a curated record. The transcript has 3 exons. The coding region runs from base 1 to 963 and encodes 320 amino acids.